AUGGCGCAGGGCGGCGAACAACCGGGCGGCGCCGGCUGUAGCCCGGGGAAACCCGCCGGCCGCGCCUGCGCACUGCGCCGCCGACGCCGGCCCGAGAAGGGCAGCUGCCAGGAGCUGCGCGCCGCCCGCGAGUUCUCGCGAGAACAGCGGCCCGCGGGAUCUAAUGUUUUAAAAAUGAAAGUUGCUCAGUUGCAAUGCCACGUGGGAAGGAGGCGUGGAGCUGAGUCCUGGAGCGCCUGCCACUGUCCCCAUGUCUCCUUGUCUCCCCCAGACUGGGGACCUCUCCCUCUGCACCUGGAUGCCUCAGGGCCACCAGAGGGCGCGCAUCGCAACUUCGCUCCAAAGACCGCGCCGCCCGCCCGCCCAGCGGCGCCUUUGUACCGCGCCGCCACCGCCCCAAGCCGGGAGCUGGAGGCCUCCCCGGCCAGGCUGGCCCUGGAGCUUCAAAGCUGCCCGGCGCGUGCCAGUGCUCGUCGCCCGGCCUCGGACUUGCCGCCCGCCUUCGACCCGAAUCGGCCCAAAUCUGGCCCGCGGACCCUGCGGCCCGGUGGGAAGAGCGCCCCAGAGCUGCUGUUGCGCUGCCUUGGCGGCACUGACUGCUCCUUGCACAUAAAGAGCAACAUGGGCACGGAGCCCGCCACCCGGGGCAGCCUCAGCGUCCCCGCCGGCAGCUUCCGCAAGGUCUGGGGUCCUGAGGGGCGCGGGGUGGGCGCCCUUCCCCUGGCCGGCGUCGGGGCAGAGCGGGUGGGUGGUGGUCCCAUUCUCUAA
This is a messenger RNA of Propithecus coquereli (Coquerel's sifaka), 768 nucleotides long. RefSeq lists its product as uncharacterized. Lineage: Eukaryota; Metazoa; Chordata; Mammalia; Primates; Indriidae. Bases 1 to 768 code for a protein of 255 amino acids. The transcript has 4 exons. The record is from RefSeq and is a predicted model, not a curated record.